Molecule: messenger RNA, 2581 nt
Organism: Callithrix jacchus (white-tufted-ear marmoset)
Lineage: Eukaryota; Metazoa; Chordata; Mammalia; Primates; Cebidae
Source: RefSeq, a predicted model, not a curated record
AUGGCUGCCUCGGGACAACCUGAUGAGGGCGCUGUGACCACAGCCCCCACCAACGAGCCCAUAGAAGAAACAAUAUCCAAAGACCGGCGUACAGCCCCAGUCACACGGACCUGUAGUCAGGAAGUAGUAACAAUCCCUUGUGCUUCUGACAGUGAUUCAGGAAGUGUGGAUUUGCAGCUGAGCAACUUAGAGGCUGUUAAAAAAAAGGCUCAAGUAGCAUUGAACUUACAGGGUAAAUUUGAAAAGCUGACAUUCCUAAGAUCUCUGUCUUCUCUCAGCCGACCUUUACCUUAUGAUGAAACCACAGAAUCAUUCAUUCAUUCGGGCCACAUCACAGAUAUUAUGCAUACCUUACAUGUACUGGUACAAGAGGAGCACCUGCGUUCCCUGUUAAGUCCUUUGCGCCAGGAGGUCUUCAUUACCAUAUCUGAUCUCAGUUACCAAGAUGUCCAUUUGCUGCCUGCCUCUGAAGAUCGAGCCGAGUUGUUCAGUCUUAUCAUCAGGACUAUAAUCACUCUGCCCUCUGUAAGGACUUUUACCAGGAUGCGGGAAAUUGUGCCCAGUGGGACCUGCAACACAGAGUGUCUUUACAGGCAGACGUUUCAGGCGUUCUUUGAGAUGCUCCAGAGUUUGGUGGUAAAAGACCCACAUUUGGAAAAUCUUGACACCAUUAUUAAGCACAUGGACCCCUGGUUACAGUCAGUCAAAGACCAUGAGCGGAAACGGGCCACAGCCAGCAUGGCUCAGGUUCUGAAGUGCUUAUCCAGACAUCUCAGCUUGGAGCUUCCACUGUGAUUCCAAAGACUCGGACACCUAGUGGCUCUGAUGGCACUGCUCUGUGGGGACCCACAUGAAAAUGUGGCCAAGGAGGCUGGAGAGGGCAUUCACUACCUGCCGGAUAUUACCCUGUGGCUGAAGUAUACCACUCGUGACAAGAAAAAUCAGCAAAACUUGAAAAGAGCAUUGACAAAAUUUCGAGAAUUCCUGGAGCUCUCCAGCUCUGCUGUUAAAUGCUUCUGCAGCUGUCCCUUCAGAAUUGCCCAGAUUUUUGAAGGUUUUCUUGAUUCCAAUGAGCUCUUCCAGUUUGUAACAACUACAUUUGCUACCCUGAGAAACCCGAAACAUUCCUGCACCCAGCAAUCAGCAGGAGAAUUACUGCUAACUUUGGCAAAAAAUGCAGAGUCCCGAUUUGAGAAGGUACCAGAAAUCAUGAGAGUUAUCUGUGCCUAUCUAUCCAUAAUCAGCCAGCCUAGAGUCCGCCAACAAAUCAUAAGUACCGUGACUUUAUUUAUAUCCAGGCCCAAGUACAAAGAUGUAGUGCUCAGCUUCCUUCUAUGUCAUCCAGUGCCAUAUUCCAGGCACCUGACUGAGGUGUGGAGAACGCUGGUGGUGGAGCUGCCCAGCAUGACCUGGAUUCUGUGGAGGCUCCUGAGGAAGCUGCAGAAAUGCCAUAAUGAGCCUGCACCGGAGAAGAUGGCACAUGUGGCUGUGGCUGCAACAGAUGCCUUUUAUGAGGGGUUUUUGGGAAACAAGCUUCGAGCAGCUUCAUUCCGACUCUUUCCUCAGCUUCUCAUGACACUGCUCAUCCAAAUUCAUCAUAGCAUUGGCCUCACCAUGUCUGAUGUAGCCAUCCCAAGUGGCCUAUACGCAGAAGGGGAAGUGUCUUCAGAGAUCACCCCUUUGUGCUUUGCCAUGCAGACUAUAAAGGCUCUCCUCCUCAGAACAUGAUGCUGGCAGGAAUUCAACAUCAUGGAAAAGAAUAUAGGAUGGGCUCUCCUGGGAGGAGAAGAUUGCCAUCUUCAGGGAGUAUUUCUCCUUGCCAAGGCAUUGCUGGAAAAAAAUCCGCUCCUUGCACAGAAGGUCAUGUAUCUGCUAGUCCCUCUUCUUAACCAAGGGAAUGAUAAACAUAAACUCACAGCGGCAGGCUUUUUUGUGGAGCUUCUCCAGAGUCCAGUGGCCAAGAAACUGCCCAACAUAUACUCUGUUGACUGCUUGAAAGACUGGCUACAAGAUGGAAAUAAUCUCUUUAGAAUGAUCAGCCUGAGGGGGCUGUACAAUCUUGUUGGACACAAGAAGAGGAGAGAAGACAUCAAGAGCCUGUUGCCGUACAUCUUAGGCAGCUUGCGUGAAACCAAUGAGAAGAUUGUUCAGUCAGCCAUCCAGAUACUCCUGAAACUUGUUAAAACAAUGGAUUUCACUACCCUGGCUGCCAUGAUGAGGACUCUGUUCUCCUUAUUUGGUGACACCUGCGUUCAUUUCCAUAGAUCUCAGGGGCUUUUACCUCCAACCUAUGUUUUCCUACCACUAGAUCUGAGAGGCCCGCUGUGUGACCCUGAGCCCUCGCUGUACAUCAUCGCCCACCAGACUGUUCUAGUCCAGAUGGUGAGGGCCAAACCAAAACCUGAGCAGAGACUGAGCUGGAUGCGGAAGCUCAUGGGCAGGUGCCCUACCUAGAAACACAAGGCAAGUAAUGUCAGGUAAAAACAAAUCCUUUCAGAAACCACAGAAGCCACUGGCGCACUCCCCAACACCUUUUUUCAGACUUAAUAUUGCCAGUAUGAAGUCACCUCUACCCAUUUUA